CAAGAAUAUUGUUUUGUGCUCUUUCUCGAGGCACAAAGCCUCCUCUUCUUCUCUCUUCUUUUCCACAAUCCAGCCCUCGAUUCUUGCCUUUUUACGAUCCUCUUCAUCAACGUACUGCUCCCGAUUCCUAAUUUAAUGAUAAUCUCGGAGCUUUUCUUAUUUCAAUCCUGCUAGAUUUCUGGUUUUCCUGGAUUGCUAGCGUCUGAGAAACAAGGUGACUUUGUUGCCCUAUCUAGCUAGAGUUUGAAACAUUUGAGGACCUGAUUCUUGGUUCUCGUUCAAUUGCUAGACUUGUGGAAAUCAAGGUGAUUUUGUUGCCAGUUGCCGCAUCUAGCAAUAUUUUGGAACAUUUGACAAUACUCCUGAAACCAUACAGUUUGAUCCUUUUUUUUCUGUUGAGAAGAAUUUAUGGACAAGCAGAUAAUGGAUUUGACCUCUUCUUCAACUGCACAUGAUUUGGUGUCGUCUUCUUCUCUGAAGCCCAUCACCAGCAGCAGCAGCAGAGAUUUUAUAGAUUUGAUGAAUCCUCCCCAGGAUGACAAUCAACACCAUCACAACCAACAGGCUCAGUAUAAUUCCAAUACUAGUUCCAACUUUGGAAGUGUUGGUGAUAAUGGGAUUAGGAAGGAGGAGAUUGUUCCCAGUUAUGAUUUUCAGCCAAUUCGUUCUGUUGCCUCAAGUCUUGAUUCUUCUGUUGUGAGCCUCGGGGCUCCAACUGCUUCCUCUAGGGUUUGGAACUCGGCUGAAUUUGUAUCUAACUCUGUUCGCAAUUCUGCUGCCUUGCCUAUCAGAAAUUAUGGUUCUUUGGACUCUAUUGAACCUGCAAAAGUUAUUGUUGAGAAGGAUCAAAAUGCUUCUGAUGUAGCAAUACUGUCUGAGAUUGAUAAAUCAAUGAAGAAAUAUGCUGAUAAUUUGUUGCAUAUUCUGGAAGGUGUCAGUGCACAACUGACACAACUUGAGAGCAGAACCCGCCGCCUUGAGAAUUCUGUGGAUGAUUUGAAGCUGUCUGUUGGAAACAAUCAUGGACACACAGAUGGGAAAAUGAGGCAACUGGAGAACAUUUUGACAGAGGUGCAAACAGGCGUACAUCUUUUGAAGGAGAAGCAGGAAAUAGUUGAGGCUCAGCUGCAACUUGCAAAGCUGCAAGUAUCCAAGGGAGACCGGCAACAAUCAGAAACCCAAAACCACAUGGGCAGUGUGCAGCAAGCAGCACCUGCCCCUCCACAGUCUCACCACCAGCAGCAAGCAGCAUCUGCCCCUCCGCCAUCUCACCAGCAGCUGCAGCAAGCAGCAUCUGCUCCUCCACCGUCUCACCAGCAGCUUCCUCCUGUCACUUAUCCACAAUCCGUUCCUCCUGUUCCUCCUACUGUCCCUCCGCCACCUAUUACCCAACAGAACUUACCGCCUCCAGCUCCACUUCCAAACCAGUUGCACCAGAGUCAGAUUCCCUCUGUCCCUCAGAGAGAGCCUUACUAUUCAUUGCCUGGUCAAACACAAGAACCUCCAAAUCCACAAUACCAGGUUUCUCCAUCACAGCAGUCAAAGCCUUCUCAUACAGCACUGCCACAUCAAUCAUAUCAACUUGCCCCUCAACAAUACUCUCAGCCACCCCAGUUGCCUCCACCACAAUCUCAACCUUCAUUUUCAUUAGGCCACCAUCCAGAAGAGGGGCCUUAUGUUCCCACUCAGAGUUAUCCGACAAGCUUACUCCAGUCAUCCUCUCAGCCAGCUAGUGGAGCUCCUCCCCAUGGUGCUCCUGUUAUAUUUGAACCACCAUCCACUAGACCAAGUUCAGGGUUUUCAGCUGGAUAUGGCCCACCUUCCGGGCCUAUUGAACCAUACCCUUACGGUGGACCAACUUCUCAGUAUGGUGGCAACCCUCAAAUGAAACCACAGCAGCUGUCUCACAGUGGUGGAAGUGGGUACCCUCAGCUUCCCACUGCUCGGAUAUUACCACAAGCGUUACCUACUGCUUCUGGGGUCAGUGAUGGGUCUGGAUCUUCUGGGACUGGAAACAGGGUUCCCAUUGAUGAUGUGGUUGACAAAGUGACAAGCAUGGGAUUUCCAAGGGAACAUGUUAGAGCAAUUGUUAGGAAGUUGACAGAGAAUGGUCAAUCAGUUGAUCUGAACAUAGUGUUGGAUAAGCUGAUGAAUGGUGGUGAAGUCCAGCCUCCGAGAGGUUGGUAUGGUCGGUGACAUCCUUCUGUUCACACUGAUGUAUAUAGUUAUUACCUGUUUCUGGAUUGACUUUGCGGAGGGAGACUAUUUGCAGUCGUUGUCCCCUGGACUGGAUGCUUCUUUUCUCACAAUUUGUUUCUAGUUUAUUGGUUGUGUUAAAAUUUCAUUCAUACUUGAUAGUUGAGAGUCUUGUGAAUACACAAUAAUUUGAAGAGGUUAUCUGUGUUCUUUUUGUUUA
This is a messenger RNA of Manihot esculenta (cassava), 2416 nucleotides long. Its product is annotated as protein enabled homolog. Bases 409 to 2196 code for a protein of 595 amino acids. The record is from RefSeq and is a predicted model, not a curated record. The transcript has 5 exons. NCBI's taxonomy places the organism in Eukaryota, Viridiplantae, Streptophyta, Magnoliopsida, Malpighiales, Euphorbiaceae.